AUUUUCCGAAGGAAAGAUCCAGGAUUCAAGUCAUUAAGGCCAAUUGAAAUAUCAUGUCUACCGCAGCAGAAUCUCAAGAAAACCGCUCUAGAGUGUACUUUGACGUCUCUAUCGGGAAUGAGCCAGUUGGCAGAAUUGCAUUCGAAUUAUUCAAUGAUAUUACACCAAAGACAGCUGAAAAUUUCAAAGAAUUAUGCACGGGUGAAAAAGGCUUUGGAUACAAAGGCACAACCUUUCACAGAGUGAUCAAAGACUUUAUGAUCCAAGGUGGUGAUUUUGAGAACGGUGAUGGUACAGGUGGUAAGUCAAUUUACGGUGAAAAGUUCGAUGAUGAAAACUUCCAAUUGAAGCACGACCAACCAUUCCUCUUAUCUAUGGCAAAUGCAGGGCCAAAUACCAACGGUUCCCAAUUCUUCAUUACAACUGUAAAGACCCCACAUUUAGACGGCAAGCACGUUGUUUUUGGUAAGGUCCUCGCCGGUAAGUCCAUUGUCAGGCAAAUCGAGAGAAGCGAGACCGCCGAAUCAGAUCGCCCACUCAAAGAAUGUAAAGUUAUUGACUGCGGUGAAUUGAAGGAAGGUGAUCCGCUAACAUUGCCUGACGGAACGGGUGACAAGUAUGAAGAUGUCUUGGCUGAUGAACCAACGGUAAACAUUGAUAAGCCUGAAACUGUCUUCCAAGCUGUGGAAGCUAUCAAGAACAUUGGUACAGACUGCUUCAAGAAGGGAGACUACAAGACUGCGCUAAGGAAAUAUAUUAAGGCUCAAAGUUACAUGGCUGAAUACCAGCCUUACGAUCUAACAGAUGAAGAUGUUGCUACAUAUUGGAAGCUACAGAUUUCGUGUAACUUGAAUGCAGCUUUGAUGUCUCUCAAGUUAAAGGAUUCUCAGGAUGCCAUCAAGUAUUCAACCGAAGCAUUGAGCUGCGAACAGCUCGACGAGAAGUCUAAGGCUAAAGCAUUUUUCAGAAGGGGUAACGGUUAUAUUCUUGGUCAUGACGAAGAGGAUGCCAUUGCAGACUAUGAAGAGGCACACAAACUACAACCAAACGAUGCUGGGAUAACAAAAGCUCUUAACGACGCCAAAUUGUCGCUGAAAACUCGUAAGGCUAAGGAGAAGGCCGCUUACAGUAAAUUUUUCUCCUGAGGAGCUACCCUCAAACGCAACUUAAUUUGUCUCCGCUUUUAUAUAUUGUAGACAACUCAGACAUGUAAAGGACAUACCGAACUUCGGUUAUCUCUCACACAUGAUAAAAACUAAUAGACUGGAGAAUGCAUUUUGG
Molecule: messenger RNA, 1281 nt
Organism: Pichia membranifaciens NRRL Y-2026
Lineage: Eukaryota; Fungi; Ascomycota; Pichiomycetes; Pichiales; Pichiaceae
Exons: 1
Coding region: 54-1145 (363 amino acids)
Biological process (GO): protein folding; protein peptidyl-prolyl isomerization
Cellular component (GO): intracellular membrane-bounded organelle
Molecular function (GO): protein binding; peptidyl-prolyl cis-trans isomerase activity
Source: RefSeq, a predicted model, not a curated record